Messenger RNA from Labrus bergylta (ballan wrasse), 5302 nucleotides. RefSeq names its product zinc finger protein 609a (gene znf609a). Gene Ontology annotation, cellular component: nucleus. The record is from RefSeq and is a predicted model, not a curated record. Gene Ontology annotation, biological process: regulation of transcription by RNA polymerase II. NCBI's taxonomy places the organism in Eukaryota, Metazoa, Chordata, Actinopteri, Labriformes, Labridae.
GUUUUGGCUGCAUUGGAACCUAACAGCCAUUUAGCCCCACUGUGCUGUUUGUCUGUCUGUUGCUGUCUGCGUGUCUUUUUCCCGGGAUACCGUUGAUCUGGAAACUCUAGGAAUAUCACAUCCGGUCAUGGAAUACCUGGGAGUAGUUCUACCUUCGUCCAGGACCGAGCAGUGACUUCUAAAUGUCGGUGAUCCCCGCUGUUUGCCCGUUUUCUCCGGGAUGUGACCGUGUGAUGGCUGCGGUCCAGUGAACUGGGAGCACGUUGACUGACUGCUCUGCCUGUUCGAUCCACCAGUUUGUUAGCGUCUCCUCACUGGUCUAACUGGGAUUAUUGGCGCCUAUGGAGUGCACAUGAACGUUUGUCGGAACGGGAUUACACACGGGGAGGAGAUGUGGGGAGCAGGGAGGAGGCGCGGGGUCCUGCCCUGAGGAGGCGUCCUGUGGCUGGGAGGAGUGCGGCCCUCCUGUGGCCCUCCUGCGGCGCUCCGGGACGAUCCUACUAAGAUGUCCCUCAGCAGCGGCCCUGCAGGCGGGAAAGGUGUGGACUCCAACGCGGUGGACACGUACGACAGCGGCGAUGAGUGGGAUAUCGGUGUUGGCAAUCUGAUCAUUGACCUGGACGCAGACUUGGAGAAGGAUAAACUAGAGAUGUCGAGCAGCAAGGAGGGAGGGGGCAUGGCGGCCCCCCCCAGCGCUGUGGCUGCUUUACCUGACAAUAUAAAGUUUGUUAGUCCUGUAGCUGCCACACAGGGCAAAGAGAGCAAAUCUAAAUCCAAACGUAGUAAAAACUCUAAAGAGAGCGUGAAGGCCCCCGUCUCAGACGGAGCCAAGAAGGAGGUUCAGAGUCGGGCCCCUGGGGACCCGCCCCCCCAGAGCCCCAACUCUACUCCCACUAAGGGAACGGACAAGUCCAGUAAACCCUCCCGAAACCUCCCAGCAGUGAAAAAGGACAAAGACGGAGUAUCUGGGAAAACUAAGAAGGAGAAAAUGGAGGUGGGGGUCACAGGAGUGGUCAGCACUGAGAAGGAGGCCGUGGCCCCCAUCCUGCCACUGGGGGCCCCUCGCAGCGGCCCCUUCGAGGGCCAACAAAACCCUGAGUUGGCUGCCGCUGAGCAGCUCGGGAAUAUGGCACUGGACUCGGCAGGGAUUGGCCAGCCUGUUGCUAUGACAACAGAGCAGGAGGAGGUGGAUAACGGUGAAUGCAGAAAUCUGAAGAAGGUGGUCAGUGUGAAGAUGGAGUCUCCUGUCUCCACCCCUGCUCCUCCUCCUCUCCACCUCCUCGCCCCGGUCACAAACAGCGACAUCUCAUCCCCCUGCGAGCAGAUCAUGGUCCGCACACGCUCAGUAGCGGUGAACACAGCGGACGCCGCGCUGGCCACAGAGCCGGAGUGCCUGGGACCCUGUGAGCCCGGGACCAGCGUCAACCUGGAGGGCAUCGUGUGGCAGGAGACCGAGGACGGCAUGCUGGUUGUGAACGUCACCUGGAGGAAUAAAACGUAUGUUGGGACCCUGCUGGACUGCACAAGACACGACUGGGCGCCACCAAGGUUCUGCGAUUCUCCCACCAGUGACGUGGAGAUGCGGAGCGGUCGUGGUCGGGGGAAGAGGAUGCGUCCCGGCAGCAACACGCCGCUGAACGACAACAGCAACUCCUCUGAUAACAAAGGAAGCGGAAGCAGCAAGACGCGCGGCGCCGCUGCUAACAGCAAAGGGCGGAGAGGAAGCCAGACAACAGGCGUCGAGGACGCCAAGGCAAGCCCCUCCUCUGCCAAGAGGAAGGCUAAACCAGCCUCUGACAUGGAGCCCACCUCCAGCUCCGAGGACACCAAGGCAUCAAAGAGGAUGAGAACGAACUCCACCGGCGCCGCACUCCCCCUACCUGUAGGGAAGUCUGAGCCCCUCCCCCACCCGCCGCUGGACAGGACCUGCCCCUCCCCAGUGCUCAUCGACUGCCCCCACCCCAACUGCAACAAAAAGUACAAGCACAUCAACGGGCUCAAAUACCACCAGGCCCGAGCCCACAACGACCAUGACGUCCGCUUGGACCAGGACGCCGACAGCGAGUAUGGGGAUGACCCCGCCCUCCACCCUGACCCUGCUUCCUGUAACGGUGCUGCUAUUUCUCCCGCCCGCUCCACCACACCUAAAGGGCGGGGUUUUGACGCCCCGUCCACCUCUCCAGGAAAGCUGAAAGGAAAGAAGAAGGCAGGAGAGGCGGAGCCUGAAGUGACAGACGGCGGCGAGGAGGCGGCGUGUCUAACAGACGAGGCGAGCAACGAUGGGAUGGAUGACAGGAAGGCCAAGAAGAUGGCGGUGGGGGGGAAACCUGAUAAACUGACUCCGAAAGGUGUAAAGCCGACUCGCCCUGUUGCCCCCGGAGCCCCCUCGCCCUACGCCAUGCAGGCAUCCUCCCCCGCUCUGGGCUCAGUGGUACAGUCUGUCCCCAAGAGCCCCCAGAUGAAAAACAACCAACCCAAACCCCCACCGCUGGCUGACCCCGCCUCCAGCCCCACCCUCACCAAGGACAAGAAGAAGAAGGACAAGAAGAAGAGGGAGGGGGGGAGGGAGGGGGACAGUCCGAAAGCAGCAGGUAAGGGGGGUAGGCCGGAGGAGGGCAGGAGCCCGUACUCCGAUGCGGAUUCAAUGCUGAACGGCUCCUCAGAAGCUCAUCAGAGCCGGCUCGCCAGCAUCAAGGCCGAGGCCGACAAAGUGUACAGCUUCACCGACAACGCCCCCAGCCCCUCCAUUGGGAGUGGCAGCAGGAUCGAGCCCGGCCUCGGGCCCCCCCUCCAACUCAACCAAAAUGGAGCGGACAACGCAUCUGUGAAAACCAGCAGUCCUGCUUACUCCGACAUCUCAGACGCAGGUGAGGACGGCGAGGGGAGGGCAGAAGGCGUGAAGGUGAAGACAGAGCCUGAUCAGGGGCCUCGUGAGGGGGCCAAGAAGGCGCUGUUCCCCCCUCAGGCCCCAAGCAAAGACUCGCCCUACUACCCAAACUACGACUCGUACUACUCCCCCAACUACCCCAACCCCAGCCCGGGGGCACCAUCCGCAGCCACGCCUCACGUUGAGGGGGCUCAGGUGAAGGUGAAGAAGGAGGAGGACUCAGAUGUGGGGGAGGAGCCAAAACUUAAGGUGGAGCCUCAGGAGGAGAGGAAGAUUGAUCCGGGGCCUCAGCAGCCGUCAGUCAUCCAGCAGCGGUCCAACAUGUACACCCAGCCCAUGUACUACAACCAGUACUACGUCCCCCCCUACUCAUACUCCCCAGACCAGGCCUAUCACGCCCACCUGCUCGCCUCAAACCCCGCCUACCGCCAGCAGUACGAGGAGCGCCAACGACAGGCUGACAAGAAGGCGGAGGGCAAAGAGCGGGAGGCAAGUGGGAAGGACGAGUGGAAGCAGAAAGCAUCUGUUCCCCCCACCUUGUCCCGAGCCCCCAGCCUCACUGACCUCGCCUCUAAGGGGGGGCUGAACCCAACGAAGUCCAAAGAGCCCCUGCCUUCCUCAGAACAAACAAAGUCCGUCAUCAUGGUGAAGGGGGAGGAGCCCAAAGCCCCCGCCGCCCAGCCAGAGGGCUUGAAGAUGAAGCUGAGUGAAGCAGGGCAUCAUGGGAAAGAGGAGACCAAGCCGGGGGCGGAGUCAGGUCGAUCGGCAGGUGCAGAGCCCGCCAUGUGGUACAGACAGGAGCCGGACUCUCGCUUGUGGCCGUACGUCUACCCGAACAAAUACUCUGAAGCUCCUAAACCCCAGGAGGAGGAGCGCUGGAAGGAGGAGCGGGAAAGGGAGAGAGAGAGGGAGAGAGAGAGGGAGAGGGAGCGCGACAGGAAGGGGAAGGAGGAGAGGCCGCGGCCAAAGGAGGUCAUGGUGAAAGAGGAGGUGAAGGAGGGGGUGGAGUGCAGGACUCAGAUGCCUCCAGAGGAGCACAGAGGGGGAGGGAAGGAGGUGCGGCCCCCCCACAUGCAGUUCUCCUCGCCCCUGGCCCAGCACCAGGGCUACAUGCCCUACUUGCACGGACAGUACCCCUACAGCCACGGCUACGAGCCCGCCCACCCUGGAUACAGAGGCAUGCCCUCGGUCAUGAUGCAGAACUACCCCGGAUCGUACCUGCCUCCGGGUUACUCCUUCCCCUCGUACGGAGGGAAGGUGGCGGGGGAGGAGGGGGAGAAGGCCUCCAGGUCCAGUCCCAACGUGAAGCCGCCGGGUGAGGCCAAAGCUCUGGACCUGCUGCAGCAGCACGCCAGCCAGUACAAGAGCAAAUCCCCGUCCAUCUCUGAAUCCAAACCCCCCCACGAGCGCGAGAGAGAGCGGGACCGCGAUAGGGAGCGAGAGAGAGACAGGGAGAGAGAGGGCGACCGGCCGCGCUCGUCCCCCUCACAAAGAAUCAUGCCCUCCCAUCAUCACCUGGGGUACCCGCUGCUGUCGGGACAGUACGAACUGUCCUACGCCUCAGGUCUCUCCUCCUCAGCCAUCGUCGCCAGUCAGCAGGUGUCCGCCCCGUCCAUGUACCCGCCCGCACGGAGGUGAGAACGGCACACCUGAUUGGUCGGCCUCCAGCCUUCCGGAGUCAUGUGACUGGAUCACAUGAGGAAGCGUUUCUGUUUGAGCAUCAGUUCAAUGGUGUUUGUGUACGUUUGAUUUCUCUGCCUGGACGUCCGGCCGGCUGCUUCGCCCCCUCGCUGGACCCGCUGAGACCUCGGGAGGAUUAAAGGCUCUCAGUCUACUGGUCCUACUGGUUCCACUGGUUCUGAUGAUCCAGGUGUGGACCAUGGUGCUCAGUUGGGCGGGCAGAGAAAGGUGUGUGCUCACAGACUGACGGCAGAGAGGACCUGGUGGGCGGGGACACGAUGAGAUGCCGCUUCUCGGUUGUUUUGGAUGCGGAAGGAGCAGCGGCAGCGGGGUUGGACAGUCCCAGGCGGUGUGGGAGCUGUGACAUCAUCUCAAAGACUCCGCCCACAGUGACCUAUGAUGUCUCUGACCCCGGUGGACAUCGUCACUCUUUGACCUGGAAGUCCCUCAGCUUCACAGGAAGUCACAAAUACUGUGGAGGGAGGAGGACGGACCAAUCAGAGGGCAGCGUUUGGACUGAUGCGGCGUCCUCAGACUCCUCCUCCUCAGUGUGUAGCUGUACUGUACUCUGUGUGUGCGUGUGUGUGUGUGUGUGUAAAUACUGUACAGAGGAAUUAUUUUAAAGAGCCUGUUGGAUGCUGUUGGAUUUCCUACUCUUGUUUUUGUCUGGUAGCCUCUGCCUCUGUUUUUCUACUGUUGUUGAUCUGAUAUUAAACCUGUAGCUGGUGGAAUGGC